AUGAAUGUCGAUACCAACGUCCAUGUUCCCCAGAUGAUGAGCCCCAAUAGUUCUGGGGAUCCCCUGACUUCAUGUCCAGCUUCCAAUGAGUUCACAGCCAAAGUGUCACAGUAUGGUCCCAUUCUCCCCCAGCCGCCUGACAAACAGCCCAUUGUAUGUCGCUCCUAUGAGGACUGCUGUGGGACUCGCUGCUGUGUCCGAGCCCUGUCCAUCCAGAAACUAUGGUACUUCUGGGUUCUGCUGAUGAUGGGAGUGUUGUUCUGCUGCGGUGCCGGCUUCUUCAUUCGCAGAAGGAUGUACCCGUCCCCUCUGAGAGACGAGCCCGCCUUCAACGUGUCCUUCACCAGGCAUCCAGUCACCACCCCAGUGUCCCAGCAGCCGGGGAGCAUGCAGGGCUUCGGGGUCAAUGGGAUGACAGGAGGUGACCCAGGGCUUCCCAUGACGCACCCGGCUUACCCAGCACAGCCCGGCUCGGCCCACAUGAUGAUGAGCUCCUACCCGCCUCCUCCAUCGUACUGCAACCACCCGCCGCCAUCCUACGAACAAAUAUUUCAAAACAGCGACAAGAAGUAACAUCGGCAAGGAGCUAGGGAGAUGAACCUUGACGAGGGAACGUGGCCCUCAGGCUGAAGGUACAGGACGUCCAGGUGAAGACGAGGAACACCUGCCAACUGUUCACUACUAAAUGAUUACUGUUUGUGGAUGUAGGAAUCG
This is a messenger RNA of Stegastes partitus (bicolor damselfish), 714 nucleotides long. RefSeq names its product VOPP1 WW domain binding protein. The transcript is spliced from 5 exons. Gene Ontology annotation, cellular component: cytoplasmic vesicle membrane. The record is from RefSeq and is a predicted model, not a curated record. The coding region runs from base 1 to 573 and encodes 190 amino acids. NCBI's taxonomy places the organism in Eukaryota, Metazoa, Chordata, Actinopteri, Pomacentridae.